GUAGGAUUUGUGUCCUGAUGUUGACAGCGGCAAGGUUCCGUGUACACGACGUGGGGACGGGGUUCUGAUGAGGGUGUGAUGACGUGAGCCUGAGUACGUGACAGAGGAACGCAGCAAUGCUAAACUCCACCCACCCAGGCCUGGCGGAACCUUUGAUAGGCAACGGCAGCUCGCUAGGCGGCGGGGAGGCGGUGCCUAAAGAUAGUUUCUCCAACGCCUUGGCCAAGAACAUCAUAGCCAUGAUGGUUUGGCUAACACUCAGCGUCAUCAACGGCAGCAUGGUGCACACCUUCCUGCGACACAGUGUGUUCUACGACAACCCGCGCUACAUUAUGUUCAUCUACAUGGUCAUCAAUGAUGCCCUGCAGCUUAGCUUGGUGACGGCGCUCUACGUGGUCAGUUACAUCUUCAGGAGGAUCCACGCCUCCGUCUGCUGCCUGCUGAUCAUGACCGCGGUCCUGACCACGCGCUCCACGCCGCUCAUCCUGGCGGGGAUGGCGGUGGAGCGCUACGUGUCCAUCUGCUUCCCGCUUCACUACAGCCAGAUGUUCACGGUCCCGCGCACGCUGUUCCUCAUCGGCGCCAUCCUCAUCCUGACCGCCAUGCCGCCCGUCAGCGACCUGCUCAUCACCGUGCUGAAGGAGCCGCCCAGCUUCUUCCACACCGCCAUCUUCUGCGACCACUCGCUGCUCUUCCGCCACCGCUCCAUCUACUACAAGAACUUUGUCUUUGACGGCGCCUACUUGUCGUUUGUCUUCCUCACCCUCCUCUUCACCUACUGCAAGAUCAUGAUGACGGCUCGUGCCGCCUCCACCGGCUUGGCGUCCGUUACCAGGGCCCGGAACACCGUGCUGCUCCACGGCCUGCAGCUGCUGCUGUGCAUGCUGGCCUUCGUGGUUCCGUCGCUGCAGGCGGCGCUCAUCUCGCUCUUCCCGCUUCUCAGCCUGGAGAUCCGCUACAUCUUCUUCCUGCUGGUCUACAUCAUCCCUCGCUUCCUCAGUCCCGUCGUCUACGGUUUCAGAGAUGAGCUCUUCAGGAAGUACUGGACCCGCUACCUGGCCUGUCAGAGCCUUGCUAACGUGCGCGUUGGUGCCGUCGCUUGA
Molecule: messenger RNA, 1103 nt
Organism: Doryrhamphus excisus (bluestripe pipefish)
Lineage: Eukaryota; Metazoa; Chordata; Actinopteri; Syngnathiformes; Syngnathidae
Product: odorant receptor 131-2-like
Biological process (GO): G protein-coupled receptor signaling pathway; detection of chemical stimulus involved in sensory perception of smell
Cellular component (GO): membrane
Molecular function (GO): odorant binding; G protein-coupled receptor activity; olfactory receptor activity
Source: RefSeq, a predicted model, not a curated record